CAAACAAUCAGUGAACUUUAUCCCAAACAACCUACAUAACAUCCCAACAAACAAACUUAAAAAAACUUGGUAAAAUCCAGUGAUGUCUCCUUCUAAUUCUUCUUCAGUUUCCAUCUGUUCAAGCACAAAUGUGUUUGCCAUUGGAGACCUUGUAACACAGCUAGUAAAACCAGAUGAAACAGUCACACCAAAGCCCCUCUUGAUAUUUACACCUGUAGAAGCAGGAGAAUUCCCAGUACUUGUUUUACUUCAUGGCUAUCUUCUUAAUAACUCCUUUUACUCUCAGCUCAGCCAUCAAAUAGCUUCCCAUGGCUUCAUCCUCAUCGUCCCCCAGUUAUAUUCAGUGGCUGGACCAGACGCCACUAAAGAAAUCGAGUACGUGGCUGAAAUAACCAACUGGCUAGCUGAAGGACUUCCAAAGUUCCUUCCGCCCGAAGUUAACGCAGACCUAACAAAGCUUGGACUGGCCGGCCACAGCCGUGGAGGAAAAGUCGCUUUUGCCCUUGCUCUAAGUAGACUUAAAACAGAACUAAAGUUAAAAUUUUCUGCAUUGAUUGGGAUUGACCCGGUUGAUGGAAUGGACAAAGGCAAACAAACUACUCCAAAAGUGCUCACUUAUGUUCCACACUCAUUUAAUCUUGAAAUGCCGGUGAUGGUUAUAGGUUCGGGCCUUGGUGAAGUCAGGAAAAACCCGCUGUUCCCAGCUUGUGCUCCAAAAGGGGUGAACCAUGAGGACUUUUACAACGAAUGUUGUAAACCGGCUUGUUAUUUUGUCGCGAAAGAUUACGGGCAUCUUGAUAUGCUUGAUGAUGAGACUAAAGGGAUUAAAGGGAAGGUUACUUAUUGUUUGUGUAAAAAUGGCAAGUGUAGAGAACCCAUGAGGAGAUUUGUUGGAGGGGUUGUGGUUGCUUUCUUGAAAGGUUAUUUAGAAGGGGAUUUUAGUUUUUUAAUGGCUAUAAAAGAUGAUGAACAUAUUGCACCUGUUGUGCUCCAGAAAGUUGACUUUAUGAUUUGACUUUUAUAACUACAAGAGAUGAUACAGGAAAAUUCGAGCAAACGAAGAGAAGAACAAAAGCAAUCAACGAACACUUGGGUAUCCACACUCUUAAAGCACAAUUGAUCAAACGAAAGCCUAAUACAAAUUAAAACCAAAAUUUAAGAUCUCACCAUCGGAAGAAGAAGGUUUUUGUCGUCGGUUUAGGGUUCAUGGUGGAAACUGCAAGCACAAGAAAAGUUUUUCAUCAUUUCAUGAGGGAUCGAUAGCAAGCAUGAAGGAGAGCGGCUAGAUUGUUUGCAAGCAGUCUACCAGACCCAUGUCACCAAGGUAAGAUCACCAUCAGUCUCCUCCCAGCUACUUGCAAUAUUUUUAGACAUCAAAACUAAACAAAAAGGAGAUAUAAGCAAUAUUUAUCAGAUAAUCAUUCGAAAAAAGGAAAAA
Molecule: messenger RNA, 1438 nt
Organism: Helianthus annuus (common sunflower)
Lineage: Eukaryota; Viridiplantae; Streptophyta; Magnoliopsida; Asterales; Asteraceae
Product: chlorophyllase-2
Exons: 3
Coding region: 83-1015 (310 amino acids)
Biological process (GO): chlorophyll catabolic process
Molecular function (GO): chlorophyllase activity
Source: RefSeq, a predicted model, not a curated record